CGCGGGGGCGGGGCCGGCAGGCGGGGAAGAUGGCGGACGCGGGGAGCAGUGCCGGGAAGCGGCCCAAGGGCGCUCAGGUUGAGGACAGGAAGGUGGACUGGCGGCGCUGGAAGCAGGAGAGGAAAGCAGAGACGAAGAAAUGGAGGGAAAUAAAGCUGCUGAAGAAACUGGAGAAACAGCGCAUGCGAGAGCUGGCAGAACAACAAGCCCAGACGCAGGAGGAACAGAAGGAAGACAGAGGGCGCCGGCACACGCUGAGCGUGGCACUGCCCGGCUCCAUCCUCAACAACGCGCAGUCCCCGGAGCUGCGCGCGUACCUGGCGGGGCAGAUCGCGCGCGCCUGCGCCAUCUUCUGCGCCGACGAGGUCGUGGUGUUCGACGAGCAGGGGGAGGACGUCAGGAGCGUGGAGGGGGAGUUUUCAGGAAUUGGGAAGAAAGGCAAGGCUUGUGUGCAGCUGGCUCGGAUCCUGCAGUACUUGGAGUGCCCUCAAUACUUGAGGAAAUCCUUUUUUCCAAAACACGAGGAUCUGCAGUUUGCAGGGCUGCUCAACCCCCUGGACAGCCCCCACCACAUGCGGGUGGACGAGGAGUUGGAGUACCGGGAGGGAGUCGUGCUGGACCGGCCAACGAAGCCAGGCAGAGGCUCUUUUGUUAACUGUGGGAUGAGGAAGGAGGUGCAGAUUGACAAACAGCUGAACCCUGGUCUGCGAGUCACCGUGCGCCUGAAGGAGCCCCAGAAUCCAGAAGCCAAAGUGCGGAAGGGCACCGUGGUGUCCUCGCACCACCCCCGGGAAGUCUCAGGCUUGUACUGGGGUUACAGCGUCCGCCUGGCCUCCUGCUUGAGUGCUGUCUUUUCCGAGUGCCCAUUCAAGGAAGGCUAUGAUCUCUCUAUUGGGACCUCAGAGCGGGGCAGCUCCGUGGACCAGGUCACUCUGCCCUCCUUCAGGCACGCCCUUGUCGUAUUUGGAGGCCUGGAGGGCCUGGAAGCCGGGAUUGAUGUGGACCCCAACCUGGAGGUCACUGACCCAAGUGUCUUGUUUGACUUCUACCUGAACACGUGUCCCGGCCAGGGCAGCAGAACCAUCCGGACAGAGGAGGCACUGCUGAUCUCUCUGUCCGCACUGAGACCGCACAUUGAGAAGGCUGUGAAGACACCUGGACACAGCUGAGGGAAGGAAAACCACUGACCUUGCCCUUGGGGAGGCAGCUCUUCCAAUGUGGGGAGCUGGGCAAGUCACUCCAGGAGCCUGGUGGGACCAAAGCACGGUGUGACUGGAGCUGGCAGCACUGCCAAACCACAUUCCCUGCUGCUGGAGCAGCUGGGCUGUGCCCUCCUGCCUGCAGGCUCCAGCCAAGGCUGGCUGCUGCUUCUCAGCAGCGGGCACAAGCCUGGCAGCAGACUUGGUCUCAGCAGCUUGGACAUCUCAGGUGUGAAUAAAGCAGUCUGGAACCUCA
Molecule: messenger RNA, 1455 nt
Organism: Prinia subflava (tawny-flanked prinia)
Lineage: Eukaryota; Metazoa; Chordata; Aves; Passeriformes; Cisticolidae
Gene: SPOUT1
Product: SPOUT domain containing methyltransferase 1
Exons: 12
Coding region: 30-1169 (379 amino acids)
Biological process (GO): maintenance of centrosome location; miRNA processing
Cellular component (GO): spindle pole centrosome; mitotic spindle; kinetochore
Molecular function (GO): miRNA binding
Source: RefSeq, a predicted model, not a curated record